UUUACACUGACAGUUACUCCUAAGAAAUCUCUGAAGUCACAAAACAUUGCGAGUAAAUCGUUUGUGGAGUUUGUAUAGAAACAUUCUUUCAUUCUGCGUGGCGCCCACUCGAAAGUUCUCCUCAUCCCCAUGAGAUUCCUCGAUCCAGGAGAUGGAUCAGGAUGAAAGGCAGAGGAAAUUAGCGGCCGGACGAGCAAAGUUUGCUAACUAUAGACAGCAGCGGGCGAAAAGCGAGAGUUCGGGGAAACAGAAAAAGACGGCGAAGAGGAAGGGCAAGACUGUCCAGACUAAUGACGGGUCAACGGAUGAGAGCCACCUAGAGGAGCUGGACACAGACCUUAAUCAUGGAGAUAUCGACAAGGGACACUUGGAGUCAUCACUGAGAGCCCAUUAUGCCGACAGCAGUAUUCCAGACAUCCAUCAGUUCUGCAAAGAGACCAAUGAAACUGAUGGACAGGACCGCUGCUCCUCCGCUGGGUCCGAUCAGAUGGAGGGUGAACUCGCUGAAAUGAUUGUAGUUGCACAAAGUGGCAAAGAACAACUGAAGCAGUUGCAGGCUGCGGUGGAGAAGCGGAAUGAGAUCAUCUCACAGCUGAGUAAGAACCUGCAGGUGGCGCUACAGAGCAGAGAUCAGGUGCAGCUGGAGGCGCAGGAGCUCACCGGUCAGAUUCAAGCGCUACAACAACAGCUGCAGCAGACUAAAGAAUACCUGCGUAGUAAAAGUCAAGGAUCUGUGGAUCUUACACAAGCUGAUCAUCUGCAUCUACAGCUGGAGGUGUCACAACAGAUGACGGUGGAGCAACAGGGUCUCCUGACCCAAAAGGAGGCUGAGAUUACAGAUUUACAGCACAAGCUUGGUGUGAUGGAGAGAUCUCUGUUUCAGCUUCAACACGCCUUCACACACAGAGAUGUUGAAGAAACUCAUGACCAACACACUAGUUGGUUCCCAGAAAACAGUUUUGACUCAAACUCUGAUGCUUUGCUGAGACGGUUAAGAGUCGAGCUGGAGGAGGAGCAUGCGAACACACGACGAGCACAAGAACAAGCAGAUGCGUUCCAGAACCGGAUACACGCCAUUGAGAAUGAGAAGAUGGAGUUGGAAGCCAAUCUGGCUGAGGUUCAGGUUCAACUCGAGAUUGCUGAAAUGCAAGCCCGUGAAGCCCAGCAGUAUAAAACUGAGAAAGACGAAGUGAACCAGGAAAUGAUCAAACUGAGCCAGCUUGUCACAGAACUACAAAAUCGGCUUCAUGCAGAAGAGGAUUCAGAACGCAACUUGUGCUCCAAAUACGAAGCAGAUAUUUCAAAUUACGAUGUCAGGCUUCGGGCGCUGGAGGAGGAGAGGGAGUUAAAUGUCGCUCAGCUUACCGAAAAACACGAGACUGAUCUCAAGCGUCUACAAGAGGAGCAUGCUGAAGAAAUCGGACGCGUUCAAGAGCUUCUGGAUCAGGCACGACAGCGACAUGGUAUUACUGUGGAAACAAACUGGAAUGAAGUCUCUGAAAAGCUCUUGAGUGAAGAGCUGGCUGUCAGGAAAGAUUACAGUUUUGACAUUUCUGUGAGUGGUUUUCACGACGUGCUCAUGGAGCGUUACCUGACCUCUGAAGAGCCUCAAGACAGCUCACUGAUUGAAGGAAGUCUGCUGGAAAACUCAGAGACAUACCGCUUUGAGCUUGACAGUGAGGUCAUAUUUCACACAUCAGAUCAUCCUAAUGAUGUCACGUGCAACGGUGAUGCAUCAGAGCCGAGGCUGUCUGAAGACGCGCCCCAACACGGUGAGAUGUCCUUCACCGAUGCCCUGUGGCAGAACUCAACCUCUGCUGCGGAAGAGCUGAACGACAGCGCCGCUUCUGUAGACCUGGCUAAAGAACUCCUGAUUCAUCAGUGCAGAGACCUCUCUGAACAACUAGAAGAGCGCGAACGACAGCUUGAGGUCCUUCAAGAGGAGGUUAAACAUUCGGCAGAGGAGGUGCAGGAGGCACGGGAGCGCUGGAGCAAAGCGUCGGAGGAGCUCGAGGAGGCCAAAUGGGAGCUGGAGAUGGAACGGGAGAAACGGAUCCAUGGUGAGGAGAUCAUCAGCCAGAAAGAGCAUGAGGAGGACAACCUGAAGAACACGCUGAGCCACCUGCGUAUCCAACAGGACAAAAUCAUGACGGACGAAAUGGACUCUGAUGACGGGAACGGGUUUCGUUUAUCUGUGGAGGAGCUGCUGAAGGAGCUGAAGGAGGAGAAGCGACGGCUGAUCGGACGGCUCAAACAGCAGGAGGAGUUUGUGAAGAAUGAGCAGACAGCAGCCGGUGACUCUGUGAGUAAUGACCUUCAAGUUCAGCCGUCGUCUCUGCAAGCUCAGAUAGAUGAGUUGAUGUCUCAGCUGGAGCAACAGAAAGAAAAACAUGAGACCACCUCAGUGCUGCUCGGUCAGAAGACCCUGCGGUUAGAUCAGGCCAAUGAGGAGCUUCAGCGGCUCAAAACUCAAGUAGAGGAGAAGGUUGGAACGCUGCAGGACUUCGAGAAAGACAAGAAGGAUCUUGAGUCUAAAUUCACGUGCCUUAAAGAGAACCUCUUGAAUGUGGAGGAUGAGAAAGCUGCUCUGGAGAGACGUCUCCAAACUUUGGAGAAUCAAACCAAGAGCAUGGAGAAGACUCUGGAAUCAGAACUAAAGGACUUUGAGCAUCAUCUUGAGGUUAAGGAUGCUGAGCUGAAGGUCAUUAAAGAAGCACGAGAGAAGGCAGAAGAGGAGUACAUGGAAAAGGAGCGUGUUUUACAGGCAGACAUCGCCACAGUCAAUCAGAACAUAGAGGAACGACAGAAACAACAUGAGGAAGAGCUGAAGGGUCUGGAGGAGAAACAUCGCACAGAGAUGGAAGAUUUGAAUUCCCGCUCUCAAAGGGAACUCUCUGAGCUGCGUGCUCACCUCGAGGAAGAGCAGAAGAAACAGAUCAGCGUGAUCAAACAGGUGCAUGAGAGAGAACGUGAGCGGGAGUUGAGCGAGCUGACAGAUCAACAGCGUGAGGAAAUGGAGAAACUCCGAGAUGAACUCUUCAGAGAGCUGCGGGAGGAGCUGGAGGCCGCACAUCAGGCCGAGCUGCUCCAAACACAAAGUCAGCACAACCUGGAGCUUGAAGCGUCACGUCUGAGUUUGAUGAACAUGCAUGCGGCUCAGCUGGAACACGUUCAGGAUAACAUGCGGAAGGAGAAGGAGGCGGCUCUCAGCGAGCUGCAGACCAUGCUGCGGGAGAAAUGGGCUCAAGAGAGCGCCAUGCUGCAGACACGACAGCAGUUUGAGCUGGAGAGACUCCGUGAACAGAGUCGAGAGCUGGAGGAACGAACCCAACGACUGCAUCAGCAAGACAUCGAUGAUCUGAAUCAAGAGUGGGAGAGCAGACUUCAGGAAGAGAGGAACAUGGUUGAACAGUUACAGGCCAGUAAACUGCAGGAUCAGUUGUCAGAUGCUGACAAGGUCAGAACAGAUUUGAGUGAUGCUCUUGAGAAACUGAAGGAGAUGCAGAGAAAACUAGAAGAACUCCAGUCUAACAGAGAAGACGACGUCAAGAGUUUAGAGAAGGAACUCGAUCAAGCCCUGACUGACAGAGAUGCUGCUGCUCGUGCGGUGGAGGAGCUGGUCGCGUGUCACAAAGUGGCGUUACAAGAGCAACAGGAGCGUGCCGGAGCGCUAGAACAAAAAGAGAAAGAUCUGAAACAAGAGGUUGAGCGUCUUCAGUCAGAGAGAGAUGACUUAAAGUACUGCUCAGAGCAGGAGAUCACAAACCUCUGGUCACAGCUGGACUGCAUGAGAACAAACAGACAAGAGCUGGGAGAACUGAAGGAGCAGUUGCUGGAGCGUUCGGCGCGGGUUGAUGACAUCGAGCGGCUGAAGCAGGAGUUCGCUCGGCAGCGGCAGGAGAUUAAAGAACUGAAUGAGACUGAGCUGGAGAACCUCCGCACCUACUUUGAGCAGAGACUCGGAGCGGUUGAAGAGAGUCAUCGAGAGGAGAUCACACUCCUGCAGCGCCGGCUCAUAGAGGAAGCCCUGGAGGAUUCUGUGCUCAAGACUGCUGAUGCAAGUCUUCUCUCUGAUGAGAACGGUGAAGAGAGCACUGAUGCGAUGGCAGAAAUCACACGGCAGCUGGAGAAACACAAGGAGGAGCUGGAUUCUCUGCGUCUUCAGUUAGAGGACAGACAUCAGCAGGAGCGACAGCAGCUCAGGUCCAGUAUGACUCUGGCGUAUAAAGAAGACUUACUGCAGGCUCGCACCGAGCUCACAGAUCGAUACUACAAAGACAUCGACCAGCUCAACACUAAACAUGCUCAUGACCUGGAACAGCUCCGCGCUAAACUCUCAGACAACCAUAUCAAAGAAAUAACGAAGAUACGGCUGCAGUCAGCUCAGGAGGUGGCGAGACAGGUGGAGGCUGAGGUGAAGGAGAGGACCCAGCAGCUUCAGGACACACUGACCGGUCUGGAGAACCAGCUGUCCCAGCUCUCUCUGAAGCACUCUGAGGAUGUGGAGAGAGCGACCGAACGACACCGACAGAUGCAGACGACACAUCAGAAAGACCUCGAGGAGGCGCAGAGGACUGAGAGGAGUCUUGUGACGGAGGAGAUGAACUCUCAGAAAGAGAAGCUUCAGAGAGCAGCCAUGGAGGAGAGAGCAGAGCUGGAGAAGAAGCUGGAAGAUGUGCAGAAGCUCCUGGAUGAUGAAAGAGAGAGACUUCACACGCUGCAGAAGAGUCUGGAGUGUGAGGAAAAUCCUCAGCUUACGGCCCUGAAACAGAAACUUCAGGCACAGCACGACAGAGAGAUGAACACUGCGAAGACGGCCAUGGCGGCCGAGGUGAAAGAGUUGAACGCUCUGCUUCAGGAUCAGAUGGAGAGGAAGCUACACGACGCCCUCUGCAGACACGAAGAAGAACAGAAGCAGUUGGAAGAGAGGUUAACUCAUGAGAGAGAUGCUCUGCUGGAUCAACAGAAAGAACAGCUCGAUGUUGAGUUACAGUCACUGAAGGUUCUUUUGGAGGAGCGUGCUGCUCUAUUACAGCGUCUUAAAGAGGAGUGUCAAGAACUGAAAACACAGCACCAGGAGGAACUCCAGUCCCUGAGGACCAAUCACAAAACAGCCCUGGAGACCCUGGAGAUGGAGCUCGUGAAAAAACACAAGGCGGAGCUCGACAAACUGGACGCUGUGUUUCAAGAGACCAAUCUAGCACAGCUCGAAGCGCAGGAGGCGGAGCUUCAGGCCCGGCACAAACAAGAGAGGGAGGAGCUGGAGGAGAGACUGUUGGCAAACAUGGAUACUCUAGAGAGCACGUACCUGGAAGAGAUCCAGACCGUACGGGACGAGAAGGAAAGAGGACUACGUGAACUUCAGGCCGUGCUGGAACAACGCUUUACCGGAGAGAUUGAGAAGGUGAGGAGGGAGGAGCAAAGCAUCAGGGAGGAGCUCCGAGGUGAGCUAGCAAAGGUCCAUAUGGACAAGUUCACCGCCAUGGCGAUGGAGCUACGUCAAGCUCAUCAGGAGGAGAUGUCUGACGCGCUCUCGUCUCUGAGGACCACUCUAGAGAACGAGCAUCACACGGCUCUUGAUGCUCUUCAGCAGCAGGUGGUUGCUCUUGAGAAACAGCAUAGUGCCGCCCUGCUGGAGAUCACUGAUAUCACCACUGCAGAAAAACUGCAGCUGAAGCAGAAGAUGGAUGAGCUGAGUGUUCAGCAUCAGCAACAGCUGCAGGAGUUAAGGGGACUGACCGCCAGAGAGCUGGAAGCUCUGCGUAGGGAAUUGGAGGAAGAGGCGUCAAGGCAACGGCUUCACUCCCUGGAGGAGGCGGAGCUUCUUAAGUGUCAGUCUGAAGCGCAGCUACAACAGAAAGUAGCAGAGUUAACGGAGGGGGCUGACAGGGAGAAGACCGUUGCUCUUGAGGAGCUGGACAAAACAUUGAGACGACAGCACGAACAAACUGAACUCGCCUACAGAGAGAAGAUGAGCCAACUCACAGAACAACUACAACUACUGGACACUGUUGUGUCACAGUUGCGUGCGGAGGUCAGCGGCCUGCAGGUGGAACUGGAGGGCAAACGGGCGGAGAUGGACACGCUGGAGACGCUUCUGCAGCGCAGAGGCCGCGAGAACCAGGAGGGAGAUAAUCUACUGGCCAUGCUUAGAGCAGAUCUCAACACCGCCACGCAGCAGAGACAAGACGCGCAGACAGCACGUGACAAACUACAGAAGAUUCUUGUCGAGAUGCUUCGAGUUACCUGCGCAACAGAGGAGCACGUCAACCGUAAGUUAGGGACGUGUGGAUCAGGCGCUCGCUCGGGAGAGGAAACACCCACCGCUAGGACCACCAAAACUAGCUGCAAAUCACAUGAACCCGAAGUGUCUGGUGUGGAGGGAGAGGCUGACUGCAGUGUGUGGUCUUCAGCGGUGGAUGAAGGUCUGGAGUUAUCUCAGAGGCUCUGUGAGAGCGUGUUCUCCGGUCCGGACGGAGAGAUGGAUGCAGAUGGAGAGGAGCUGAUGAUGGGGGCGUGUACACGAGUGCGUGCCGCAGUGGAUCAACUCCUGGAGCUGCUCUCUGAGUCCUCGCAGCAGUUGGAGCAGAUGUUUGGUCUUCAGGCGGCGCUGGGCGAGCGUUUCAGAGACGGCGGUGAGAUCAAAGCAUCUCUACUCCUGCAGAACACUCAGCUCCUCGAGCAGCUGGAUCACGAGGCCAGUGUCAAGAGUCAACUCCAGCUCGAGCUACACAAGGCCGAGGGUCUGACGGAAGGUUAUGUAGCAGAGAAGGCGACUCUGGAGGAGGCUCUACAGCAGAAGGAGACGCAGGAGCAGCGUCUGGCGGAGGAGCUGGAGGUCACACGAGGUCAGCUGCAGGAGCUCAGUGAGAAUCACACACUCCUCCGGCGUCAGAUAGAAGCCCUCACGGCUGGCCUCGGUGACACUGAGAAGGGCUUCCUCGGUGUCGAGGGAGAGACAGCUCUGCUGGCGGAGGCAGAGCGUCUGGGGCAGGAGCGUGUGGAGGUGCAGCGUCAGGCGGAGAAAGACUGCGGUGGGAUGGCGUCACGGCUCAGGAUGCUGGAGCAGGCGCUGGAGGAACAGCACAGUCGCGCUAAUCAGCUGGAGGAACAACAUCGCUUACAGACAGAAGACCUUCAGCAGCACAUCCACGCUCUGGAGAAACAGCUGAAACAUCACCGACAGUUCAUAGAUGAACAAGCGGUAGAACGGGAACAUGAGAGAGAUGAAUUCCAGCAGGAGAUCAAGAAUCUAGAGGCUCAGUUGAGACAGACGUCUAGAGGAAAUGCUGGAGGAGACGGCCGGGGUGGACGGAUUGAGGACUUGGUUCUUCAGGUGGAGAGUCUUCAGGCUCUGAUCAAAGAUAAGAUUGAAGACUACAGCGUUCUUCUAGCAGCCAAAGAGCAGUGUCAGCUCGAUGUGGAGGAGCGAAACGAGGAGAUCGAGAAACUAGCGUCUCGUAUCCGUGAGCUGGAGCAGGCGCUGUUGAGCAGUGCUGAGGCCGGCCGGACCGUCACGCAGCUCGAACAAGACCUCCAGAGAGCACACAAGAACAUUCAGGAGCUCACACAGGAUAAAGAAGCGCUGCAGCAGCAGCAGUAUGCCAAUAAACUCCAGAUCUCAGCCCUGCAGUCCAAACUAGACGAGAAUAGACAUCGUUUCCCUGACUCGACCCCUGACCCCAACCUCAGAGAACAGCUGGAAGCAACUCAACAACAACUGCACACCAAAGAGCAACAGCUGGAGUUGCUGUCGGAGCGUGUGACAGAGCUGGAGAAAGAUCUAGACGUGAAAGAUGAAGAGAUCCGACUGUUCACACUACAACUGGAGCUCAGGAGCCGAGAGAGCAGAGCUACAGAAGAGCAACUCCAUGCUAAGAUCACACAACUACAGGAGACUGUUGAAGCUCUGACCAGACGUCUGGAGGAGCGCAGCGAUGACUAUGACCUUCAGCUGCCAUCUGCUCUUCUGGAGGAGAAGAAUCAAGAGAUCGAUCAUUUAAACCAGCACAUCCUCCAGUUACAGCAGGAGCUCCACUUGACCGCCGAUAACAAGACUCUAGAGGAAAAGCAGGCCGAGAUGGAAGAGCUGCGAUCUCUGGUGGAAAGUCUUCGCUGUGAUCUGGAACGUUUGCGACAGGCCAAGGAAGAGGAGGCGGAGCAACUCCACGAGGUCAUCACCAAGCUUCAAGAGGAGUUAAGCCAGCUCGACCCCCACCACCACGAGGUCAGUGACCCCAACACCGACAGCCCCGAGUCCUCGGACUUCCCCUGGUCCCCUCGUCCUCACCAGCAGCGAGCGCCGGAGGAGAGCCUGCGUCAGGAGCUCAACACCCACACCCUGCAGACAUCUCGCGCUCGCUCGCAGCAGUUACAGAUGGAGCUGGAGCGCUCCGCCGGAGAGAGAGAAGCUCUUCAGAAACUGCUGCUCGCUCAGGAGGAACAGUACGGGAGUCAGGUGGAGACGCUCGGGCGCAGUCUCACAGAGGAGAGGGUGAAGGUGGCUGCGUUAGAACGUGAGGUGGGAGACCUGAAAGAGAAGCUGGAGGAGAGCCGGGCAGACGUUGAGAAGUUGAGCAACACUGUGAGAGAGCUGGAGGAGAGAGAGCAGCAGCAGCGCCCCAGUCUGAGAGAAUCGGAGCUCCGGUUGAGAAGGGCGGAGGAGAAACUAGAUGAGGACGUGCAGAGAGAGAGAGCAGAGAAGGAGAGGAUGGAACGUCAGGUCUCGAUGUUACAGGACAAUGACGAGAAGCUUCAGAAUGAACUGGCUGCUGCACGCUUCAGACUGGAAGAACUUGAGGAGCAAAUCAAAACUGCCAGAGAUGAUGUCAUCGCUUUGGAGGAAGAGACGCAAGAAGUGUGCAUGGAAAGAGAGGCUCUGAGAGAACGUGAAGUGCAUCUGCAGGAGGAACUGGAGCGUAUGAAACGGGAAGUGAUGUCAAAGACAGACUACAUAAAACAACUGCAUGAGCAGCAGGAGGAGACCGCAGCAGAACAAGAAGAAGCUCAAAAGGAAGUGCUGACAUGUGCUGAAGAGACUCUUGCCAAGGCCGAGGCCGCUCUGCGUGAGCGAGAACAACAGCUGAUCCACCUGAGGGCGGAGCAUGAUGCUCUGAGGGCGGAGCUAGCUGCGGUUAAGGAGGGGCUUAGCAACAGCACAGAGAGGGCGGAGAAGCUACUGGAGGAGGGACAGACGAAAGAUCGUGCGCUGGCUGACCUGGAGGUCCACAACCAGCAUCUGAAGGUGGAGCUGCGGAGUCUUCAGGACGAUCUGGCCGUGCAGGAGGAAGAGUUGGUGUAUCAGCAGAGAGAGCUGGAGCAGCUACAACAGCGCUACAGUUUACAAGAUCACCGUCCCAAACACGAGCAGCGCUUCAUCGAUGUCCUGUCCCACGACCCGUCGCUCUCCGCCUCCCUCACUUCUCCAGAGCUGCUGAGGAGGCUGGAACGCAGUGAAGAGCAUCCCACUCAUCUGCACGCGUCUCACCUGUCAGAGCUCAGCGCGCUGCACGACGCCACCCAGGAGCUCCACGCCAAACCAUCACCGAUGGACAGAGAGAGACCUCACGCCAGACAAACAUUUAUACAAGCUGAAGAGACGGAUCAACCCAGCACACUCUCUCCAUCACCCUGCUCGCUCACCGUGUCUGAACAUCUGUCUGUCCUCGACUCACUGGAGGCAGAGAAGCUUGAUGAUUUGGAGAAUUUGGACAGCGCUCCCUCUCAGUCUGCAGUGGGCUCCACGUCUCCUGUGUCUGUGGCGGAGUGGGUCAGCGACGGAUACGGCAGCAACGUGAGCUCAGAGCUGGAGGCCAUGCUGAAGCAGGAGUUGGAGCAUACCGAGCGUUUGGAUGCUCAUUUUGUGGAGUAUCUGCGCUGCAGAGGGAUGUCACCUGCAGAAAACACUGACAGCGCUGCAGGCAGCAUGCACGAGAGCAACGAGCGACUCGCACCUGAGCUGCAGGGCAUGUUAAAGCGUGUCUACCAGGAGAGCUGCAGAAUCCUGUCAUUGUCACAUCGCCCCACCCCAUCAGGCCAGUCCCGCCCUGAUUCUGAACCUGCCCCGCCCCUCUCCUGGCAGAGGGAGAGACGAGCCUUACAGGAGACCAUCCUGUCACUCAGAGAGCUGCUGUGCCGGAUGGCUGACCGGGAACCCAAGGCUGACGGAGGGGAAGAGGACUGGAAGCGUGAGCUGUUACAAGCGGUCCGUAGCGUCUUUGACAGCGAGCGGGAGUGGCUUCAUUCGCAGCUUCAGGCCGUCAUGGCAACCAGUACUCAGAUAGACCACACCCCCCUGCUGGACCAGUUACAGAAAGUCUUUCACCAACAGGAGGAGCAGCAGAGGAGGUCUUUGGAGCAGCUCUUCAACGCUGACCGCCACGGUCUGUUGGCCGAGGUGCGCAGCCUGCAUGAGCAGCUGCACGAGAGCACGCAGCAGAGUCAAGAGCAGCUGCAACAGCUGCAGGAUUCACUGCACACGGCAAAAGAACUGGAAACGCAAAAGCAACAGGAGUUGCAUAGAGACCUUGAAGAGCUGGAGUCACAGCUGAAGCAGGGACAGAUGCUGUCACAUGACCUGCGAUCGUCACUGGAAGCUGAGAAGAGUCGAGCGGUGGAGCAGCAGAGGCAGCUGGUGUCGGAGCUGAAGGUGAUGUCAGAGAUGAAGACUGAGCUAGAGGAGACCAGGCAGCAGCUCCAGUCAGCAUCUGUAAAUCAAGAGGAAUUAAAGAGCCAGAUGAACAAACUCAGGGUGAAACUGGAAAGUGUGGAGGCUGAACGUCAGCUCUGUGUGACGGCUGUAGAGAAAGAGCAGAUCAGAACUCACCAACUACUGGAGGAACUUCAGCAACAGAGACUCGACAACCAACAGACAACUGAACAAAACCGACACACACAUGAGGGUUUGCGUGUGGCUUUGAGCGAGAAGGCGUCAGAGCUCAGUCAUCUGACGUCUGUUCUGGAGCAGGAGCGUGUCACCGUCAGUAACCUGCGCUCAGAGCUUCAGAUAGAGCAGUCCAGAUGUGAAGCCUUGCUGGCUCAGGAGCGAGAACGCACCCAACUCGCCAUCUCCCGCCUGGAGGAGGAGCGCUCCCGUUCAUCUGAGCUCUCCGAUUCGCUCGCCCGUCAAACCCAGGAACACACGCGCCGUUUGGAGGAGGAAGCACGCAGACAGGAAGCGGCCAGCGCCCACGACAGGAAGUUCAUUCAGGAGCUUCACAUGCAGCUUGAACAGGAGAGGCGUCAGGGCGAGGACCUGGCGGCCAUGUUGGAACGUAUGCAGGGACAAGUCCUGGGGGAGAAGCGCAGACGGGCGGAGAAGGCGGAGCAGGAGACUCAACAGGAUCAGGAAGAAGUAAAGACACUCAGAGCUGCUCUGGAUAGCCUACGGGCUCAGAAGACUGAGGUGGUGCGGACACUGGAGACUGAGCGAGAGCGAGCCGGACGGUUACAAACUGAGAUAGACGGGAUGAAAGAGAAGAUGAGAGAGGUGAAAGAGAAGGAGAGAAUGAGAGAAGAGCAGAUGGAGAGACAGAAGAGGCAAGAGAGACAAGCGCAGGUGGAGAAAGAGCGACGGCAUGAACACACCAAUGAGAAACUGUCGCAGCUGGAGCUGGUACGUCAGAAAGAUCAGCAGAGAUUAAAACAACUCCAACAGACACUCACUGACCUGGAGAAAGAAGAGAAACAGCUGACGUCAGAACGCCAGCAGAGAAACACAAACAACACACAGGACUCCAGCUCAUCUCUCAUUGAACGACUGCUGAAGGAGAACUCUGAGUUCUGUGAAUGUCUCGCCGCUCUGAGCGAGGAGAAGAUCUCUCUCAAACACACCAUCUGCUGUCUGGAGAAAGAGCUGCAAAGCUUGAAACAUCAGGAGCAGGUAAGGUCUUCAGCGGUCUCAGAGCAGUGUGUGUUGUCUGAGAAACUCACCUGGCAGAAAGAGAAAGCAGCUCUUCAGGCUUCAUUACGAAAAGCAGAAGCGGAUCUCUCGAAGCUGACAACAGGCAAUGAAAACAGACCCGUCUAUGAACUCUCCAACAGCAAGGUGCAGCGGCUGUAUGAGCGAUACCUUCGAGCCGAGAGUUACAGGAAGUCUCUGGUGUAUCAGAAGCGUUAUCUGCUGCUGCUGCUGGGAGGAUUUCAGGAGUGUGAGCAGGCUACUCUCGCGUUGAUCGCUCGUAUGGGCGCACAGCCGACACUGAGCCAAUCACAGGCCUCCAGACCCCUGAACCGCUUCAGAACAUCUGUCAGAGUCGUCAUCGCUGUCUCGAGACUGAAGUUUCUCACUAGGAAAUGGCAGAAGGCUACAAGGAGAAUCUCAGCAGGUACUGGCACACUUCAUGGACACGGAGCUGGUCCGAGCACAGUUGCUGCUGUGAGGACUCAAGUUCUGAAACCACAGCAGACCGGAGCUGCGUUUAACUCUCCACCCACCCGUGAGCAUGUUUUAACCCAACGGGGUGUGAUCUCAUCGCUGGUUCCACCAAUCAAAUCACCCUAUAGACAGAAUAACAGAAUGUACACGGGCACCGUGUCGGGACCGUCAGACCGCUCCUUCAGCUCCUCCCAGGAUCAGGAGCGCUCUCUGAAGGACUAUAUCCAACAUCUGGAGAACGUACAGCAGCGUCUGGGAGCGGCGUGUCCAGGUUCAUCGUCAACGCUUCCUUAUCCUAGAAAAUCUGACCGAUGAAUGAAGAAACCAUAUCACCAGUGCCGAUCCAUUUUGUUUUUUCUAAAUUAUUUGAAGUGUUUUGUUGUCAUGCUUGGUCCUUUCAGACGAGGGAACUGAAAUAUCACUGAUCACCUAAAUGUUGUUUUUUGAAACAAACAUUUUCAAAAAUUUUAUACAUUUGUUUUAUUCUGAAUGUGAAUGUUCACGUUUUGUAUUUUUAUACAUAUGUUAUCCAGUAUGCAUUUAAAGAUAUUUGCACUUGAUUUGUGAUGUAUUAUGAUACUGUUGGACAUGUUUUGUAAAGUUUUAUAUACAUGAACAGUAUUUCUGUAGAAGUCAAUAAAUAUUUUAAACUAAA
Molecule: messenger RNA, 13031 nt
Organism: Triplophysa dalaica
Lineage: Eukaryota; Metazoa; Chordata; Actinopteri; Cypriniformes; Nemacheilidae
Gene: pcnt
Product: pericentrin
Exons: 55
Coding region: 152-12691 (4179 amino acids)
Biological process (GO): signal transduction
Molecular function (GO): molecular adaptor activity
Source: RefSeq, a predicted model, not a curated record